CAAAAGCGGGCUAAGAGGCAGCGAGGAAGGUCUUGGUGGGCGGCAGAAACAGCUGGGCUGAACGAUAGCAUGUCCGGCGCGCGGAGAGGGAGAGCGGGAGAUUCCCUCGCCGGUUUCAGGCGGGACGGCGAGCCGAGCGAUUCGAAGGUGCCUCAGGGGCUCAUCCGAGCGGCCCGCAAGAGCGGCCAGCUAAACCUGUCUGGCCGGGAGCUGACCGAAGUACCUUUACAUGUAUGGCAGAUAAAUUUGGAUACUCCAGAAGAAGCCUACCAGAAUCUUUCUUUUAGUGCUGCUGAUCGGUGGUGGGAGCAAACUGAUCUCACCAAGCUAAACUUAUCUUCAAAUAAAUUGACACGUCUUUCUGAAGAUGUCAGGUUCCUGCCUGCUCUCACUGUGCUUGAUGUGCAUGACAAUCAACUGACAUGUCUUCCUUCUGCAAUAGGAUCACUGGAAAAUCUUCAGAAACUUAAUGUGAGUCAUAAUAAACUGAAAGAUAUACCAGAAGAGCUGAUACAGUUAAAGUAUUUGAGGAGUCUGUUUCUGGAGCACAAUGAAUUGAGUCACUUGCCGGAUGAAUUUGGACAGCUCAUCAGUUUGGAAGAAUUAGAUAUUUCCAGUAAUCAUAUUGCUAACAUUCCUGUAAGUUUUGCUUCUCUUACAAGUUUGGUGCGUCUCAAUUUGGCUUGCAAUCAACUGAGCAGUCUGCCAUCAGAGAUCAGUGCAAUGAAAAGCUUAAGACAACUUGAUUGCACUAAAAACUACUUGGAAACUAUACCUCCUGAAUUGGCAAGCAUGGCAUCCUUAGAACAACUUUAUCUAAGGAGAAAUAAAUUGCAUUACCUGCCCGAGCUUCCUUCCUGCAAAUUGUUAAAGGAGUUGCAUGUUGGUGAAAAUCAGAUUGAAGUGUUAACUGCUGAACACAUGAAGCAUCUGAAUUCCUUAUGUGUAUUGGAACUUAGAGACAAUAAGCUGGAAUCAUUGCCUGAUGAAAUUACUUUGCUGCAGGGUUUAGAGCGGCUAGACCUAUCCAAUAAUGAUAUUAGCAGGCUUCCUUAUAAUCUAGGGAACUUGCCUCAGCUGAAAUUCCUAGCUUUGGAAGGAAACCCUUUAAGAACAAUUAGAAGGGAUGUUCUACAUAAAGGAACACAAGAAAUCCUGAAGUACCUCAGAAGUAAAAUACAAGAUGAUGAUGAAAUUAAUUCAAAUGGAGAACUGCCUGUGACAGCAAUGACUCUGCCAGGUCACUCGAAGAUCAACCUGCAUGCUAUUACUGCAUUAAAAACAUUAUAUUAUAAUGAGAAACAAGCAACUAUAAUUCCAGAUGAUGUAUUUAAUGCAGUAGGAAACAAUCCAGUAACCACUGUGGACUUCAGCAAGAAUCGUCUGACUGAAAUUCCAGGAAGAAUUGUGGAGCUUAAAGAAUCUGUCUGUGAUAUCAGUUUUGGUUUCAAUAAGCUUUCUUCUGUUUCCCUGGAGCUCUGUAUGCUUCGCAGAUUGACACAUUUGGAUGUCAGAAAUAACGUUUUGACAUCUUUGCCUGAUGAAAUGGAAGUACUGGCAAGACUGCAAAUAAUAAAUCUUGCCUUUAACAGGUUUAAAAUAUUUCCAGGUGUCCUCUAUCGGAUCCCAACUCUUGAAACAAUCCUCCUUGCUAAUAAUCAGGUUGGAUCUCUUGAACCUCUCCAGAUAAAGAAGAUUGAUAAGCUUGUUACCCUAGAUCUUCAGAAUAAUGAUUUAUUGCAAAUACCUCCAGAACUUGGGGACUGUAUCAAUCUCAGGACACUUUUGCUAGAAGGCAACCCUUUCCGGACUCCUCGAGCAGCCAUUCUUGCCAAGGGGACAGCUGCUGUGCUUGAAUACCUAAGAAGCAGAAUUCCUUCUUGACUUGUCCUUUCAGUUUGAACUGACAUAUGUAGAAGAUCUUACCUUUUGAAGAAUGAAGACUACUGCCCUGUUUUGUAACUUCUUUGCUUGGAUUAGUAUGUUCUAGAAUGUGAGUGGGAAUUACUAUAGUUCUGUCUUGCAUGCAAGCAGUUCACCCUAUCCAUUUAUGGAAAGAAAUAUGAAUUUACCAGCAGUAAACUGCUGCUGUGGGCUGUAUCUGUGAAACAUUUUCUACUUAAAUUUCUUCAUUCGAUUAUUGGACAUGUAAUUGCCAGAGGAUUGCUUGGGAUUUGCUUAAAUAUAUGAGAUAUUUUAAAUGACCUGAUGCCUGGUUGCCUAAAAUUGGAAAUAAUCUUUGUUGAAAGUUUUUUUCCUUGGUCUAACUUUAAAGCACCAAACCAAUUCUGUUUUUUUUAAUGAAAAAAUGCCACUUGGACGUAAAGAUUAGAAGCUUAGUUUAUGCAUUAUUUGCCACAUAUGCUCUUUGUGCGUUUAAAAAUUAGAUUCAAAUGAAGUCUAGCAGAUCAGUUUCAGAAAUCCAGCCAAAUAUAUAAUUGUACUGUAUACAGUUGUUAUAAAAGGCUAGAGAUGUUUACUUAUUAAUGUUUCGGCAUUAAUAGUGAAAGGGAAUGUUCACAAAGGUUCAGAAACACUGGAAAAAUGAUAUAUGUUAUAACAUUGCCUGCUUAUAAAGAAAAAAAAAUCACAAUAGUAUGUGUUUGUAGCACAGUAUAAGAUUAAUUAGCUGCCAUGCAUGGCGAAGAGUCCCGGCUAAUCAGAAGUGCUGGAUUCUCCAAGCUUAUUGCUGUGCCCCCGUUCCAAAGGAAUCCACAGCAACCGAACCUAAUGCUGUGGCAAUAGCCCUUUACUUGGCCAAACACUUUCUCCUCUCACCCAGCCACAGAGCAGUCCUAUGCAGCAGGCGAAUAUGUGUGUCUAAAGGUGAUUUCUCACAGGAUAUUUGUUACCACCACAACAUAUGCAUGCCCUGAGUGGGCUGUAAAUGGCAUAUUGCUACAUUCCCUUCUCUCCCCCAGAAGUGACAGUUGGAAAACAUGAGAUACCUGUCUACAGUGGUUAACCUUGCAAGCAGGUAUGGUAAGUUUAUGGACUUAAUUGGAACAUGAAUAUUGUAAUGGUAAGCACAAAGAUCCCUUUAAGUUUUAGAUUUAAUUCCAAGUGAAUGUGCAUAGAAGUGGGCUGUAAAAUCACUUGAACAUAGAAACUUUUCCCUCUUGCAAGUGCAUAUUUUAUUUUAUAUAUAUUGCAUUGUAUAUCUGUGUUGUAAACCACCUCAAGUACUGAACAUGGUGAAGAGGUGAUAUAGAAAUUAACAAAUAAAGGUUAGACCCUA
This is a messenger RNA of Eublepharis macularius, 3238 nucleotides long. It is a transcript of the gene LRRC40, whose product is annotated as leucine rich repeat containing 40. The transcript is spliced from 15 exons. Bases 70 to 1884 code for a protein of 604 amino acids. Lineage: Eukaryota; Metazoa; Chordata; Lepidosauria; Squamata; Eublepharidae. The record is from RefSeq and is a predicted model, not a curated record. Gene Ontology annotation, molecular function: protein binding.